Molecule: messenger RNA, 8593 nt
Organism: Marmota monax (woodchuck)
Lineage: Eukaryota; Metazoa; Chordata; Mammalia; Rodentia; Sciuridae
Product: guanylate-binding protein 5
Exons: 10
Coding region: 451-2268 (605 amino acids)
Molecular function (GO): GTP binding; GTPase activity
Source: RefSeq, a predicted model, not a curated record
CUAUGUAUCCAAACCUUCCACCAGAGGAAGCUCGGAAUAUCCCCUUUGCUACUACUUAGUCACUGAAUGUGCUCUGUGGUUUCAGUUAUCUGUAGAGAAGUUUGGUAAACCCCUUCUGACUUUUGGCAUGCUUACAUUUUAUAUUCAAGUUAUCUUCAGGGAGGUGGGAGCUGGGAAAGAAUGGAAAUCCCCAGGAUUGGGGGAAGAGCUCAUCAGAACUCAUCACAGCUAAACUAAAGUCAGCUGUUGGGACUAAUCUUACCAAGUACUCCUGGAAGCAGCUUUUCUACUGGCUCCAAAAGAUCUUUGCUCCAGAUUUUACAGAAAGAGACCAUGCUGGGGAACAGUUAUGUUUUCAGGUUCAGUAAGCAAAAUGGCUUUUUCUGCUUGAAGACUAGAAAUUGCUGCUCAUCCUACCUCUUCCCUUGAAGACUAAGGAACAUCCCAGAUAUGGCCUCAGAGACCUACAUGCCCGGCCCUGUGUGCCUCAUCGAGAACAUGGAGGGGCAGCUAGUGGUCAAGCAGGAAGCCCUGCAGAUCCUGUCGGCCAUCACGCAGCCUAUGGUGGUGGUGGCCAUCGUGGGUGUCUGCAGCACAGGCAAAUCCUACCUAAUGAACCAGCUGGCUGGGAAGAAAAAGGGCUUCUCUGUGGGCUCCACUGUGCAGUCUCACACCAAGGGAAUCUGGAUGUGGUGUGUGCCUCAUCCUGAGAAGCCAGGCCACACCUUAGUUCUGCUGGACACCGAAGGCCUGGGUGAUGUAGAGAAGGGUGAUGAUAAGAAUGAUACCCAGAUCUUUGCUCUGGCAAGCCUUCUGAGCAGCACCUUUGUAUACAAUACCAUGAACAAAAUUGACCAGGGGGCUAUUGACCUACUGCACAAUGUGACAGAACUGACAGAUAUACUCAGGGCAAGGACAUUGCCUGACAAUGGAGUGAAAGAUGCUGAUGACAUUGGAAACUUCUUUCCAGACUUGGUGUGGAGUAUAAGAGACUUCUACCUAAGCCUGGAAAGAGAUGGACAACUCAUGACAGCAGAUGAAUAUCUGCAGAAUUCACUGAAGAUGAAGAAAGGUAGUGAUCAAAGAACUCAAAGUUUCAAUUUGCCUCGUCUGUGUAUUCAGAAGUUCUUUCCAACCAGGAAGUGCUUUGUCUUUGACUCACCCACUCACCAGAAGAAGAUCUCCCAGCUAGAGACACUGAAGGAGGAUGAUCUGAGUUUUCAGUUUGUGCAACAAAUGGCAGAAUUCUCUUCCCACAUCUUCAACAAGUCCAAGAUCAAGACACUUCCAGGAGGCAUCAAGGUCAAUGGACCUUGUUUAGAGAACCUGGUACGGACCUAUGUCAACGCUAUCAGCAGCAGGGAUCUGCCCUGCAUGGAGAACGCAGUCAUGACCCUGGCCCAGAGAGAGAAUGCAGCUGCAAUAAAAAGGGCACUUUCCCACUAUGACCAACUGAUGGGCCAGAAGGUGCAGCUGCCCACAGAGACCCUCCAGGAGCUGGUAAACCUGCACAGGUCCAGCGAGGGAGAGGCCAUAGAAAUCUUCAAAAAGAACUCUUUCAAGGAUGAGGACCAAAGUUUCCAGAAGGAAUUACAGACCCUACUAGAUGCAAAGCAGAACGACAUUUGUAAGAAGAAUGAGAAAGCCUCUUCUGAUUGUUGCUCAGCUUUACUUCAGGAUAUUUUUGGUCCUCUGGAAGAAGCAGUGAAGCAGGGGCUUUAUUCUAAGCCAGGAGGCCAUAAUCUCUACCUUCAGAAGACAAAGGAGCUAAUGACAAAGUAUCAUCAACAGCCCAGGAAAGGAAUACAGGCUGAGGAAGCUCUACAAAAGUAUUUAAAGUCCAAAGAGUCUGUUCGUAAUGCUGUUCUACAGACAGACCAUGCUCUCACAGCGAAGGAAAAGGAGAUGGAAGAGGCACGUGUGAAAGCAGAGGCUGCCAAGGCUGAAGCAGAAAAUGCGGUGGUGAUUCAUAGGCAGAUGCAGCAAAUGAUGGAGGAGAAGGAGAGACUCCAUCAGCAGCAAAUAAGACAAAUGGAAAUAGAAAUAGCAAACAUUUUGGCACAGCAACACAGGAAUUUGGCACAUCUGCUCCAGGUAUUGAAUCAGUUGUUUCAGCCUAGGGUUGUGUUUCUGUCCUUUCUCUAUAAGGAUGAGAGCAUGAAACAGUGUGGGGAGAUGAAGAGUACUAGGGUGGCUCGGGGCAGGGACUGUGGCAUCAGACCGUGGGGUGUGCAUCCAAGCUCCACUGUUACCAAAUACAUGGUGUAAGCAAGUUAUCUAUGUCCUCUGUGCCUGUUUUCCUCUUGCAUAGAAUAGAAAUGGGGGUUAGACAUAUUUGUGAGGUUAUUGUGAUAAGCAAGUACAUUAAUAUUUGGAUUUAGAAUGGUGAGUGGAGUAGAAUAAGAAUAUAAAUUAUUAAAUCUAUAGCAAGGCAUUUCUGUCCCAUAGUGAUUAGCCUUUUCUGUUAAUUUGUUAAUGGCUUUGGAAAAUCCUUUGUCCCGAUUAUACCUGUUUCAUCAAUUUCAUCUUGCAUUUUGUCUUUGCUGUUGUCCUUGCCUAAGUCAUCUCUGGUUCUUAUGGCCUUGAACUCACAGUGCUUGUUUCACCAAGUCCUGUAGUUUCUCAUCACUCAAUAAGCAGGAGUUCUUCUCUCCCAAGCACUGUACAAAGCCCUCUGCAUGCAUUCUCUCAUCUGAUCUAUUUACUGUGAAGCAGAACUGUUGUGUCCCCAGUUUUAUAUGAGGUUAGCGAUGCCCCAAAGAGAUAACUAAAUGUGAGUAUCUCACACCCUUGUGAGCCAUUGAAGCUGCCUUUCCCAUUAGUGGUAUCCUCAGUGUUGCUGCUCCCUAGAUUCUUUGGCGAAUUCCUGUGGGAACACCUCAUAAGAUAGACAACAUCCUGACAUUUUCCCUGGCUUACCAUGGAAUCUGUGGAUACCAGAUUUUCAGUAACUACCUCAGGGUAUUUUGGGGAUUAUAGCUCUUUUCUGAAAGGCAUUAUGGGCAAACUCUGGUGUUUGAUCCCCUCAUUCUUUUCUUGUACUUGUCCCUCCAAAUUUUGGUGACCUGAACAAUUUCCCUCAUCUAAGGCUCAGACCUCGCCUGACUGAACAUCACCUAGAUAUUCUGUUUUUGUGUCAGUUUCUUCUCUUACAAACACUGUUAAUAUUUUCCUAAAAAUGGAAAAGAGGAUUGGGAAAGAGGAUUGAAGUCAAGUUGUGACUAAGAUUACUCAAGGAAAUUGGGUAGUGUAGGUGAAAAAGGAGCCUUGGGAUGGAAUUCUACAGACUCCAACAUUUCAGGGACUGGAUGUUUCUGGAACUAGAGAAAGAGGAAUGUGACUAACUGUAGAAGUAGAAUGGACCUACCUAAGUGGAAAAGAAAAAUAUGGAAAUGUCUAUUGUUUCUGUGCAUUAAAGGUAGUAAGGACAAGUCAGUGGUGUAGGCAAUCAGAAUGAGGCUGACCUUGCUUAUUGCUAAGUUUUAUUGUUUUUAUUUAUUACUUCUCAGGAAAGGGGUGACAUGAUCCCUCAAGCUCAUAUCACCAGGUUUCAUGAUCAGAUCCAGCAUCUCCACCGUGCUAGUGAUUCAUGUAGCAUACUCUAACGUACUGAAAACAUCAGAGCUUCCUCUUCCUAUUUCCUUUCACUGAAGAUGAGAAACUAUAAAAUGUGGGACAAUGAACAUUUAAACAAUCCCAAAGCCUUUUGCCUAAUCUUUCAUUUUGUCUCUAGGUAUGACAAGUUACCUAGGUGUUGUUAACCACAGUCAAAUGGAAAUUGUUCUAGGUUUUGGCCUCUGUUCAGCAUCACUCUUGCUGCUGGCCCAGUGCUAGAUGCCAUCAAAAGGAGGCCCCAGUGGUAAAGUUAAAACAAUGUGCCCUUCUCAACUGGGUGAAGGCUGCUCUUCUAUGAGCAAUGGGGCAAAUCAUCAGCAUUGUCAGUUGACCUCUGCAUGGAGAAAUUCCAAGCUUAAAGCAAAUAAUGUUAUGAUGAGAUGGACAUCUCUAGAGGAUGAAAGGAAAUACUACUGUAAAAUUGUGUCAUGUGCUUAAGGGCUAAAGAGAAAGCCUUUUCCUUUGCAUUCAUCCUCACCUGAGUUAGUUCAUAGCUCAGAGAAUUUUAUAAUAGAAAACAUUGGUCUUAAUAUUUAUGUAUUAUUUAAAAUCCUUUAGACCUCAUAAAUAAUAGGCAUAAGUAAUGUGUAAUGUGCCAAAAUUCUGAUGAUGCUCAUUUAGUUUUAUACUUUCUAUAUGUGAAAGUUAAAUCCUCAUAACCUUUUCAGUCUUUUAUGAGAGCCUCUUGAUUAUUUAAAAAUAUUGAUUAAAUGAAUGUAUCUGUUAAUACAUAGUUUUAACUAUAAAAUAUUAUUAAGCCAUAAAUCUAUUAUGGUUUUAACUCUUUUUAAAAAUGUUUCACAGUAGUUAAAUUCUAUGGGGAAAGCUUCUAAAUUUUCAUCAGGAGAUUAGGAAUUUCUUUAAAACUAGAAUUAAAAUACACUUUGCUACGCCUUUCUAUUUGUUUUGUUUAACUCCAAUAAAAGUUUUAAAAAUUGUAGGAAUACUCCACAAAGUUACAUUUCUUUAUCCCUUAUAACUACUUAAUUAUGUAAAGAAUUAACAGUGGGGAGAUAUUAGAAGUCCAUCAUUUAUUUUUUAGUUGCUCAAAAUGUUUUUUACUUAUAUACAAAAGAAAAGCACAUUAGUGUUAAUAUCUGUACUUUUUUUUCUGUUCUUUGAGAAUUUUAUUUCUCUAAACUUCUUGUAUCAGCAAAAGUCUGCUCAGCUAUGUUUCUAGACUUGACCUCAACUCUAUAAGGUACCAGCACACUGGCUGAGCAUUUGUUUAGCAAUACUCUAUAGGAAUCUUUGUGAGCUAUGCAGACCACAAAACAGAAAAUAACAUGUAUUUUACACCUGAGGAAAUGGCAUAGUUGGAAAGAACAACUUUCUUUAUCAUUACUACUCAUCUUCAACACACUUUUAAACCUGGGUCAUACCAUAUUUAAUCUGCUUAUCCAAAGUUCCCACCAUUUAUACUGUUAGUCUAGACCACACUACAAAUAAUCUGACAUCUAGCUCACUAACACUCCUCUAGUAUCUCUCCACCAAAUAAGAGGUCUUCCCCUUAGAAAACUCUAGAGGAGCAAUUUGCUUCCACCAGUGGUCCACAAACUUUCCUUCCCACCAGCUUCCUUGGCUCCCAUGUGUCCCCACAUACUCUGUCACCUAGAACAGAACUGUGUCAUUGGAUACAAAAUGACAAGAAAAGGCACUGAAAGAUGAACAGGGACAGUUUUUUAGUACUAAGACCUAGACUAUGUAUUUCUGUCCCCAUUGAUCUUAUUAUCAUGAAAUUAAAUGAUUAAAUUAUUUAGGUACAAUGAAAAGUGAGGAAAUAGAUUCUCUCCUGGAGUUUUCAUAUGAAUCACAAACUUGCUAAUGCCUGAGAUUAGCCUCGCAGACUUCUGAUUUCCAGAACUGUAGGGUAUAAGCUUGUAUUUAUUAAAAUAUUAUUUUAGUUGUAGAUGGAUAUGAUACCUUUAUUUAUUUAUUUUUAUGUGGUGCUAAGGAUCUAACCCAGUGCAUCACCCAUGCAAGGCAAGGGCCCUACCAUUAAGCCACAACCCCGGCCCUUGCUCUUAUUCUUUCUUCCUCUCUCUCUUUCUUUCUUUCUUUCUUUUUUUGUAACAUAUUUAUUUUUAUUUUUUGUAGUUGUAGAUGGAUACAGUACUUUUAUUUUAUUUAUGUAUCUUAAUGUGAUGCUAAGGAUCGAACUCAGGGUCUCACAAGUGCUAGGCAAGUGCUCAACCACUGAGCUACAACACCAGCCCUUUCUAGCAUAUUUUAAGAGAUAAUUUUACUGAGCAUCCUGAGUAAAUGUUUAUUUCCAACAUUUCUCAAGUUCUAUGUUGUCAUAUAAUAGAAGCUUCUAUACCACAUGUGCCAUUUUCUCUGAGCAUUUUAAUUUAUUAUUACUGAAAUGUUUUUUAGAAACUCAGAUCUCACUCUUAUUAUAAGUUUUGAGUCACUUAGUUGGUGGUCAUUUGUUACAACGCAAUAGUAAACGUGUACAACUUCUUUAUUCCUUAGCAUCGUAAAUAGUUAGUAAUAGCAGCUAAUAUUUUUUCAGGAUUCACCAUGUUCCAGUUGUGGUCCCUGUAAUAACACAUCUAUUGCUCACAAAAUCCUAUGAACAUGAAGUAUUGCUUUAUUGUAAUUAUCAUUAUUUAAAACAUUUUCAUGUUUAUUAGUGGGACUAUUAUUAAAGUUAUUAAAUUUAAGGCACUGAAGAUAAUUAAGUCAUCUCAAGGCAAUACCACAGGAGGCUUUUGAAUCUGGACCCCACAUUAAUAACCAUUUUGAUAUUGUCUUUCUUGUCAUGCUUAAUAAAACAAUAGUAAGUAAUAUAUUAAAAUGUAGAGAGAAUUACUGAAAGAAUGAAAACCAAAAGCACAGUGUGAAAACAACAUAAAAGUACUCAACACAAAAAAAGAAGAUACAUUGUUAAAAAUAAAGGUUAAAAAUGUGGUAAUGAGUCUUGAAUGUAUAGAUCACCAAUGGAACAGAAUAGAAAGUCCAAAAUAAACUAUAGGAAGUAUGGAGAGUAAAGGUGGACUUCUAAAUAGAAAGAGACAACUGCAUGGCAAACUUAGAAAGAGACCAAAUCAGAACCAGAUCUUACAUUCUACACUGAAACAACAACAACAAAAAAGUUUAAAGUGUAACAAUAUAAACUGUAUUUAAGAAACCCAAGGUUAUAUUCUUUAUGAACCUAUAGGAGAGGGCCUUUCUAUGAGUCAAAAGUAUCUUGAAACUUCUCUUGAUCCUCUAUCUCAAUCAGUUAUAACACAAUCCCUUGAUCCUUUUCAAAGCAAGAUUCUAGCAAAUUAUAUCGCCUUCUCUGUUUUUCAAAAUUAUGAAAUAUGACACAUUCAGAGGAGUACAUCAAAUAUAAAGCAUAAAAAUUAUAAAAAUCACACCCCAGAAACAUAAAUUGAGCAUUGCUAAAACCCCAAAGGAGUGUAUUACAACCUCUGACUACCCUACUAGAGACAACCAGUAUCACAACUUUUGAAUUCCUCAUGGAUUAUAUCAUACACAAAUGAUGUCUGAAAUAACGUAAGUUAGUUUGACCUUCUUUCUAGAUAAAUCAGAUUUUAUUGCAUGUCUUCUUUUGUACUUUGCUUCAUUUCCAAAAAGAUAUCAAUAAGAUUCUUCUAUUUCAUUGUGUAGUUGGAAAUGUAUAUAUUGUAUAUAAUAAAAUGACUUUGUUUAUUUUACUAUUGAUAAAUAUAUAAAUUCUCAGGUUUAUCUUUUCUGAAAUAUUAUUCAGUUGAUUUUGAAAUAUGUGUGUGUGUGUGUGUGUGUGUGUGUAUGCACAAUUGCCUUGUGUAACACCCCUAGGAAUGGACUUCCUAGGUUAGAGGAAGUGAAUCUUGUCCUUCUACAUCAGCUUUGCCAUGACUUCAGAGUCUUUCUUGCAUAAUAUGAUUGUUUCCACACCAAAAUUGCCCACAUUUUGAAGUACAGGGGCUGUACUGUAUAUGGUAAUGUGUUGUAUCUUAUUGAGAUAUUAAUUUGCAUUUUUCUCAAAUAAAUUAGGUGCAACACUUCUUCAUGUGUUUGUACACUAGUUCUUUCUCAUGUUUUGUGAUGUCUUUUUCUAUCAUAUUCUGUCUUUUUCUUGAUUUUUAGGCAUUCCUUAAAUAUAAAGGAUAUGAGUUUCCUGUGUGUUAUAUGAUUUGUCAAUGUCAUUUCUCAUUCUGUGAUUUGCUUUAACACCUUUUAUGGAAUUUUUGUGAAAAGAAUUUUUGACUGUAGUCAACAACAUUUUACUUUAUGGUAGGAGGGAUGUAUGUGUGAUUGCCUGUGUGUAUCUUCACAUCUAUCUACAUGGUGCUCCUUAUAUAUUUAUUUCUCUAAAUGUGUGUCAUUUGACCUUUCAUAUGUAUCUGUAUAAAUUUCUGCAAAAAUUUAAGAUCUAUGUAGUGUGAAUUAUGGGUUCAAAGUAUUUUUCUGAAAAAGGAUGACCUAUUUUCCCAAAACAAUUUAAACAGAAGAUAGUCUUUGUCUCCAAACUCAUGAAGAAAUUGUAAGUUUGAUAACAAUAUAUGACUGUUUAUUUUGCAACUCUCCCAAUUCUUUCGGCCUGUUGACCCACUCAAGCACAAAUAUAAUGAUGUAUUACAAACUAAAGAAUCAUAAGAAUUAUGUCUUAUUUCUACUGUGCUCAGUCUUUCUACAAUGUUCAUCAAAAAUUUCUUGGCUGUACUUAAACAUUUGCAUUUCUAUAUAAAUUAUUGGAUCAUUCUGUACCUCCCAGAAAAAAAUCAUAUUUUUUCUUGGAUUACAUUGAAUCCAUUAAUAUUUGUUUUCAUUGUUUUUAUAAUUUGUAAAACUCUGUAUUUACAAUUAAUAGACAAGUAAAACGAAGGCUAGUAGAAUAGAGGAAGAGAGAGGAGGGGAAGUGUGAGGGGAGAUGGAGAUCAUGAACUGAAAUGGAUUUUCAUUCAUGUUUGAGUUUAUCAGGAUGAACCCAGAAACUAUGUGUAAUCAUUAAGCUCUAAUAAAAAAUAAAAUAAAAAUUUUAAAA